Molecule: messenger RNA, 1383 nt
Organism: Symbiodinium sp. CCMP2592
Lineage: Eukaryota; Dinophyceae; Suessiales; Symbiodiniaceae
Source: the annotation of a GenBank genome assembly
AUGAUGAAUCCGGCCCAAGACGAGUCGGAGCCGCGAUCGCGGACAUGGCAAUUCUCAAAGACCAAAAUGUGCAAAUUCAAUCUGGUUGGUAUGUGUAUGAAAGGCAGCCAAUGCCCGUUUGCGCAUCAGAAGGGCGAACUACGGGCGUUGCCAGAUCUGACAUGCACGAAGCUCUGCAAAACACUUAUCCAGACAGGCACCUGCGAUGAUGCAAAAUGCACCUAUGCUCACAGCAAAGACGAGCUGAGAGCCACCAGCACUUUUCACAAGACCAAGCUGUGCCGGUUUUCCCAGAUGGGUCAUUGCGCGCUCGGGUCGAAGUGCAAUUUUGCACACUCCGACGAGGAGCUUCGGCCUUUGGACACCGCGAGCCUGCCGCAGCCGCCGUCGCCAUCAAGUCCGACUCCGGAGGAGUCACUGAGACGAUCGGAAUUCCAAGCUGCGCCGCGCGUUCCAAAGGCCCAAGCUGCGGCACCCGCGGCUCAGCAGGCCAAGCCUGUUCAAGCUCCGAGGAAACCGCAGAUGCAACAAAUUGUGCUGCAGCAGCAGCAGCAGCAACUUCAACAUCAACAGCAUCAGCUUCAUCAGCAGCAGUUGCAGCAGCAAUUGCAGCUUCAACAGCAGCAGCUUCAGCAGCAGCAGCAGGAAAUCUUGGAGCACCAGCAGCAGAACAAGAUGUUGACACUGGCCUUGCAGCAGCAGCUGGCACUUGCCAGUACCACUUUUGGCUCCUUCGGCCUCUUGAAGGGGCUCCAGCCCUUCCAAGUUGCGACACUGCCAGUGUCAGACGACUUCGUUGACGUUCCACUGGCAACUCACAGUCCUCCCGACGUGCCAGAAGAUGCAAAGGUUGCUCCGCCAAAGCGCCGCGGUGGCCGGCGGGGGAAGGGACGAAGCUUGUCCAAAGGCGAGUUCGGAGACUUCAGUUUGGAGGUGGUUCAGAAAGUUGAGGAGCGCCUGUCAGCGCUUGGCAACUGCAUCGCCUGCAACGACUAUGUAGCGCUGGUUCACACAGAUCUGGAUCGUGAGACUGAAGAAGUUAUUGCAGACACGCUGAAGGUUGAUGUGUUCCGAGCAACCGUUGCGCAGAAUGUUCUCGUCGGGAGCUACUGUGUGUUGACAAACCAGGGUGGUCUCGUACACGCGCGGACGCCCAUGCAAGACAUGGAGGAGCUCUCGCAACUCAUCCAGGUGCCGUUAACUGCUGGCACUGUAAACCGUGGCUCGGACAUCAUUGGUGCCGGUGUCGUUGCAAACGACUGGGCUGCCUUUUGCGGCAUGGACACGACCGCGAUGGAGAUUGGGGUCUUAGAGAGCAUCUUCAAGCUGCAAAGUGCAGGUGCAGGAAUGCAGAGCGCCCUUAUCGACACAAUCAUGUCGUGA